Molecule: messenger RNA, 276 nt
Organism: Lasiodiplodia theobromae
Lineage: Eukaryota; Fungi; Ascomycota; Dothideomycetes; Botryosphaeriales; Botryosphaeriaceae
Exons: 1
Coding region: 1-276 (91 amino acids)
Source: RefSeq, a predicted model, not a curated record
AUGUCGAACAACUCCAACCGGACUCAACUUACUACGGCCAAUCUCGUUGCGCACACAACUGCUUUCAACAUUACUGAACCCACCAGCAACAACGAUGACAAUAUUCGUAGAGCGGCUAUCGAGCUCGGCUUCGAGAUGCCGAGCGGAUGGCAAGGCAAUCAAACCUAUGGCAAGCUUCCCAUGGAGCGAUACCUCAACAGUCGGGACGAUCCCUAUGCUCUUAGCGGCUCGAACGAGAUUAAAGAAGAAAAGGGCAACCAGAGACCAAACCUUUGA